Messenger RNA from Schistosoma curassoni, 2059 nucleotides. The record is from the annotation of a GenBank genome assembly. Lineage: Eukaryota; Metazoa; Platyhelminthes; Trematoda; Strigeidida; Schistosomatidae.
GAACCAUUUGGACAAGUGAACAUGUCGCGGCAUAUUGUAAAUUUGACCUUGUCGGUUCGGUUGACCUGCUUGAUUAUUUUGUCGUAUUCAACGAGUCAACAUAAUGUCUGUCCCUCCCCCACCACCUCCUCCUCAGAUUAAAUCUACCAGGCCACCACCAAAACAGGCCUGCGACUCUUCGGGUCCGGCGUUUUUGGCUGAUAUUAGGGCCGGCCGAACUCUUAGAAAAGUUCCAGAUUCUGAAAAGAAGGAUAGGAGUGCUCCUCUUGGGUCGAAACCAACAGAUCAAAAUAAUGAAGACAGUGCUUCAGGUCCACCAGCACCUGCUAGUGGAAAUCUCCCACCUGUUGGUCUUUCAAAUAUUUUUGCAAAUGGUGUACCAAAAUUGAAAUCUGUUAGUUCGGCAGAUGUUGGGCGUAAUAAUACGGUGCAGAAUUUAUCCACAAAACCAUCUAGUUAUGGGCACGUGAAAAGUCCUGCACCUCCCCCUCCCCCUCCCUUAUCUCCGUCUACUGCAGCGUCUGUAGCUCAGAAUAACUACUCGUUGUCAACUACUCCUUAUACGCUUUAUCAACAUUCGGCUCCAACGGCAAAUAAUAAUGCUACACGCGCCGGUUCAACAAACUCAGAUGUAAAUGGUAUACCUGUUGGUCAAUCAACUAAAGUGAUACGUAUUUCAUCAAACAUUAAUGGAAGCUUAACUGAUUUGCCAUGUGCACCAUCUUCUAAUAUAAAUCCAUAUUUACCUUCAUCUGUGUAUGAUAUGAACAAUUAUACAAUGAAUUCACGUGCACAUCCAACACCACCGCCUCCACCACCACCACUUCACCAACCAUCAUUAUCUUCAAUGGACAAUUACAAUUAUGAUAAUAAUAUCACUAGUCUUGUUCGUCAUUUUGAAAGUCGUUUUACUUUUCCUGAUAUUGGAAGUGUUCCUGUUCCAAAAUCAUAUCAUGGUCCUAAAACUUAUCGUGUUGGUAGUAUUAAUAGUAGUAUGAAUAACAGUAAUAACAUCAACGACAAUUACCGUAAUCAAGUGCCUUAUCGAGUGGCUCCUGCAGCACCAAGAAAUUACUAAAAACUCUUCUUUGACUUGAAUCAAUUUUUAUGUUUUUUUUUAAAAUCUUUCAAAUUCGAUUGACAACAAAUAAAUGGCAAAAAUGUUUACCUGUAUUUGGUGUGUUCCCUUGCCGAUUUCAAUACUACUAAGAAUAGUAGUAUCUAUCUAUAUAUAUAUAUUGUGAUUCAUAAAAGAAAACUAUUCAUACACAUUACAAAUUGUGAUUAAUUCUAAUUUCCCUUGACUGACUUCUCCUCUUUUUCUGUACUGUUCAUUUUAUUUUCUUAAUUGAGGUUGCUUUUUUUUGAGAGAGAGAGGGGGGGUUAAAGAGACAAAUUGUUUCUACCCUUCUGCUUUUUCUUUUACAAUGCUACAUUUUCCAUGCUUCAAAACAGCGUAUUGUACACAAGUACUACUGGCGUCCGUACAUAUAUAUAUGUAUAUGUGCGGUACAUCUUGUGUACUUUUAGUACCAGUAAUAAUAAUAAUAAUAGUAUUGGCAGUUUCAAUAGUAUCCCCUUUCCAUUUAUUUACUAAUCCUAUACCUUCAUCAUUUAGUUCAAGUUGUAUCUGUUUGAGAAAAACCAAACAAACAAACAAGCUAUAAACAGAAUAGUCUGUGAUCUAGAAGAGUAAUUCUUCACUUAUUCAAGUAUAUUCUCAUAUAUACACAUAUAUACGCCAUAUAUAGAUAGAUAGAUAGAUGUAAUGAUUGACAUCACGGAAACGUCUUCCAUUCUAUCCCAUCAGAAACUUGUUAUACAAUCUGUGUUUCAAUUGUUGUUGACUUGUUUUCCUUUUUUUUAUAAAAGACUUCUUGUUUUACACUUCUUAUUGCUAUCAUUAUUUUAUUACGUAAUAUGUAUUGUUUCAUGUAAUAUUCAUUGAGAAAACGGCACAAACAACUACCAGUGUUGUGUUCAUGAGGAUCAGUAUCCAGAAGACCACGACGAUUCAUAAGAAAUAAUAAUAAUAAUAAUAAUAAUUUCUUUCUUGUUU